GCUUGGGCCAGAUUCGAUGGCAACUGCCGCCGCUUUUGUGUUGGCGACGCCCGACCUGGCUCGCUGCAUCACCGCUUAUCAAUAUGGCGAGUACCGCGAUAUGCUGCCUUUCCAUCACCUGAAGAAGCCAUCGCAUCCGUCGUCGUUUAUGGGCAAACCGUCCAAGUCGAUCCUCCAAUACCACGUCGUGCUGAGUCCUUGGCUCCAGGAGUACGGCACGACCCGCCUCGAGAUCAUGUUUCAAUGCCACGCGCACAUGCUUGAGAUCGUAGUCCUUCACGCCGUCAUUUUUGGCCACCUUCCAUCGAUCCAGUACAUGUCGAAGCACUACGCCGAUUUCGUGCUGACGUUUCCUGUCCCGUUGCUCGAUGUUGCAGCGUCCAACAACCACCUCGACGUCGUUCAGUUUCUCCACAAGACAGACCACCCUGGGUGUACUGUCGAUGCAAUGAACUGGGCCGCGAAAUAUGGACACCUGGACGUGGUGACGUUUCUGCAUGCCCAUCGCAGCGAGGGCGGCACGUCGAAGGCCAUGGACAUGGCGGCAAUGAACGGACAUUUGAAUGUGGUGCAAUUUCUGCAUAGCCACCGCAUGGAAGGGUGCACGAUGGACGCAAUGACCGAGGCGGCGUGGAAUGGACAUUUGGAUGUGGUGAAGUUUCUGCAUGCCCACCGGAGAGAAGGCUGCUCGAGAUGGACCAUGGAUCGCGCGGCGUGGAAUGGACAUUUGGAAGUGGUGAAAUUUUUGCACGAACAACGAAGCGAAGCGUGGACGUCCCAGGCGAUGGAUAUGGCCGCCUGGAACGGCCACCUCGCCGUGAUUCAAUACCUUCAUGCGAUCCCACACAGCGUCGGAUGCACUCCAAACGCCCUCAACUUUGCAGCAAUGAAUGGACAUUUGGACAUUGUGAAAUUUCUCGUCCAUGCGCGCACCGAAGGUGACUUGGACAUGGCCCUUGCGUCGGCAUCGCAAAUGGGCCAACUCGACGUCAUGCAGUAUUUAGCGUCCAGACCAUUGAAAGUAAACUCGUAAUACAACGAGACCAUGGA
Aphanomyces invadans is the source of this 1050-nucleotide messenger RNA. RefSeq lists its product as hypothetical. Bases 17 to 1033 code for a protein of 338 amino acids. Gene Ontology annotation, molecular function: protein binding. The record is from RefSeq and is a predicted model, not a curated record. NCBI's taxonomy places the organism in Eukaryota, Oomycota, Saprolegniomycetes, Saprolegniales, Verrucalvaceae. The transcript has a single exon.